Adelges cooleyi (spruce gall adelgid) is the source of this 1155-nucleotide messenger RNA. RefSeq lists its product as uncharacterized. NCBI's taxonomy places the organism in Eukaryota, Metazoa, Arthropoda, Insecta, Hemiptera, Adelgidae. Bases 77 to 496 code for a protein of 139 amino acids. The transcript has 3 exons. The record is from RefSeq and is a predicted model, not a curated record.
AAUUAUUUGUUUUCAUUUAAUUAUUUUUAUUUUCAUUUUUUAGCUUCUUUGCAGAGCUGUUUUUUAUUUUAUUUUAAUGCCUGGACCUACGAUAUCUUUUAAACCGCUGACGGCUGAACCGAUUUCAUCAUGUAUUGAUAUUGUUGUUUACUCCAAUAACAUGUCUUCAUCUAGACUAUCGAAGAUAUUCAACAUUUUGGAUAUUUUUCAAAAGAAGAAAACUGAUAUUGCCGAUGAGACCAAUAGUUUAGCGUAUUGUUAUGCUAAUCUUAUGAGUGAAUUAAUAUGGCUUCAAACUUUCGAGACAGUUGAGAUGGAGCAGCGACAUGUUGGGGAGCUGGUUGAUGGACAAUUCAAUAGCCAACUAGUCCCUAAUAAAACACGGGUUGAAAAAGUGCAAAUGAUGAAGAACAGACACUACAUCGAACUAUCAGAAAUCAAGAUGCGGUACCGAAUGGAAUUUGUUAAAUUGGCUAAAACUGAUUUGUUAGCGUGAUUGAUGCGUUUCAAUAUUCGUUUUUUAAUAUUCAAGGUCCUAGUUACUUUCUAAUAUUCGUUGUUGGGCAAAGUAAUUCUUUUGAAAAUAAUUGUAUGUAGUUAUUCGUCAUUCCUAAACAAUUAUACUUUUGUUUACUACCUAUUUUUUUAUUUACUGCGUGGGAUAAUAUUCAUUUAUUUAAUAUUUAAAAUUGUUGACCUUACAAGGUAAUAAUAUAGGUCACAUUGGUUAAUGUAGGUACGCCCUUGGAUAGGUUGAAUUGUAGUGAUCAUAGAUGAGUAUAUAUAAUGGCUAUAGAUACUCAUCUAUAGCCAUUAUAUAGGUGAAUAAAUGGACAAUACAGCAAAAUAUAGAAUAUAAAAUACACACCAUAGUUGUAUUAUAAUUAUAUUUAUAUCAGUAUUCGCGGAUCACGGUCAGCAACGCAGUUAUGGAAGGAGGAAGGGGUGAGAGAAGUAGAUCCUUCAUCCAGACCUUGUUUUUUUUGUUAAUUAGUAAACUUUUAAUACAUUUAUUGAAACCUUAUUCCACAUUUUUAUAUAAUUUCUCUUUUUAGUUGUAUAUUUUUUGACACAAGCAUUAGGUAAUGUUUUUCUUCAUAAGGCUACAUGGUAAAUAUUGUGUUAAAAAACUCUUCAUAACUUUCAAACUUUUGU